AUGAAUUUCUUUCCAGGUGAUGUUGGGGGGGCUCGAAUCCUCUUUCGCCUGUAUAGUCGAACGGGGAUGAAGGCCGUCUACUCCACCGAUGAUGCCGGGUGGUGGUAUUGGGGAGGCACUCGCUGGCUCUUUGACAAGACGGGGGCCCAUAUCCGUUCUAUCUUCCAGCGGGAGCUAGAGAGCAUACAGAGAAUCUUCGGGCGGGAGUCUCAAAGUGCCGAAGAACGUGAUGAUGAUGAUCCGCAGCCGGACCCCGCAACCGAGGACGCUUCGACCUUUGCAGUCCCAAAUGACUCGGUCAUUGAUCUGAGCCAAGAGCAAUUCUCUCCAACAGUUGGGCGGCAGCAGGUCAAUUUUCUCUCCCGAGCAAGAAUGAGCAACCUCCUCUCCGACUGUGAAAGCCCAGAGUUCUUUGGAUACAGCUCCUUUCGCCAGCUGUUGGACGGUGUCAAGGACAUUCUGCCGGUCAAGAACGGUGUGAUCGAUCUUCGGACGGCCACACUCUUGCCCCACCAUCCCAAGAAGUUUAUGGGGUACGCAUCAACCGGACACACCAACGAGCAGUGUCUUGGAAUGGGAAUUGGAGGGGGCUCUAAUGGCAAGACGGUGACGAUGCACGUUUUGGCCAAGGUCCUCGGCCCGUACUAUGUCGAGGUUCCGAAGGAGCUGUUGGUCACUGCACCGGGCCAGCGGCCCGCGGGAAAAGGCAAUGCCUCUCCAGUGGAAGCGAGUCUUCAAGGGGCAAGGCUGGCUGUGGCAUCAGAGACAAAGAAGAAUGACAAAUUGGACGAGGACAAGUUGAAGUCAGCGACAGGGAAUGUAACAAUGACAGCCCGGCAGCUCUACCAGGGGUUCAUGACUUGGGAAACAAGCCACCAGUUGAUGCUUCUGACGAACUGUUUGCCACAAGUGGAGGACAUGGACUUUGCUGUCGAGCGCCGUAUCAUCAUCUUCAACUUCAUGAAGUCUUGGCGGAAGAUAGACGACCCGCGCUUCGACCCUGAAGACCCUUUCAACAACGGCGUCCUCGAUAACACUCUCCUUUCAAAGCUGACAACCUCGGAGGCACUUCAAGAGGCUCUUGUGUGGAUCGUGACGGGUGCCAAGGUCUGGUACGACUCUGGUAUGGCUCUUGGACCUCAGCCGGCUGACAGCCGAAGAGCGCUUCGAGAGUAUGUCCACGAGUCUGACCCGUUCCAGCGGUUCUUGGACGAGCAGGCCACCUUGGACAAAAAUCUGAGAAGGUCAACGAAGUUCACGGCUUCGGUUGACAUCAUUGGAAGGUAUAGCAUGUGGCUCGAGGAGGAGGAGAAUUGGGAUGUUCCUCGCAUUGACGGGAAGGGUUUGAAGGCCCAACUAGGAAAGCGAGGUCUCGAGUAUACCAACAAGCCGACAAGGGGCUACAAGGGGAUCGAACUGAAGGCACGGGAGCACAACGACGCCUCAUCAUGA
Messenger RNA from Klebsormidium nitens, 1452 nucleotides. The record is from the annotation of a GenBank genome assembly. NCBI's taxonomy places the organism in Eukaryota, Viridiplantae, Streptophyta, Klebsormidiophyceae, Klebsormidiales, Klebsormidiaceae.